AUGAUGGCAACUGAAGCCACCCUCGCCGCCCCCGUUGAUGCUUCUGUCCAUUCUGACCCCAAGCUCACUAACGACGCUGAUAUCGACCCCCAAAAUGUCGGUCCCAAUCGCGCGAAACUGAACGGUAGUCCCGCCGUCGAUGACUUAGAAAAUAAGCACAUCACCGGUGUUGAAGAUCAACUCAAUUCAGCAGAUGUUAGUGUUAGUGGAGGGUCGGAUACAGAGGCAUCGCGGGCUGCGCGAGAUGGAGAAAAGGGACAUGGUAGGACGUCGUCGACCGUCAAGAAGCCCGCCACCUUCAAGGCUGUCUCGGUCAACAAGACAUUCCUAGCAUCCAAGGGUCCUGCCAUUUCCUCAGCGACCAAACCCGGCGAAAAGACAAACUCGACCUCGAUCCUGAGCUCCUCGCCAUCAGGGACCUCGACCCUGUCUUCACGACCGAGACUAGUCGCAAAGUCGGGCACUGGCACAGGUUCUUCACCGGGACUCAAAGCGGCUGCCAACGGCGCCAAACCUGCCGCUGGCCCUGACCCAAGCGCAGUAUGGAACAAGAAUCGACCUGUCCCAACUCCGGAACCCAAAAAGCUUACAGAUGAAGAACUUAAGAAAUAUGGCAUCCAUAUGGCAAGCCGUCUUGCCCCCGAAAGCGGACAGUCGGCACAGGGAAAUUGGGCAGAUAUAGAAGACGACGACGACGACUGGGCGCCCGAGACCAUCACCUGGACCGAUGGUACCAAGACCACCCUCCCUCAUCCCGACGAAGUACCUGCGCCGCCGCCGCCCGAGCCGACUCCUGCACCACCGAAAGAGAAGGUCAUUGAGAAACCGAAAUCUCCUGUACCACCGCCUCGAACCACCGCUUCGCCCUCGAUUAAGACUGGCGGGCUUGCAUCUGGCAAAGGGCUCAUCCUCAAGGCUGGGUCUGCCGAAAAGCCCACACUCGUCGCCAAACCACCUGCACCUCCGACGCCAGUCAAAUCGCCCUGGGCACCUCUGCCACCCGUCGAGAAGGCUCCUCCGCCAGUCAUCGCCGAGCCGCCUACUCCUCAGCAAAGCGCGAGAUAUCCCCCGAGAGACCACGCGACUAAUAACAAUGCCCCGCCCUACCAUGCCAAGGAGAUCGCUGCUGACGAUUUUAACCGAUCAGCUUGGAGAGAAGGUGGCCCCCCCGGCGGAAACCGAGAACUAUUCAACUCGCAAUCUGGGCGUUAUGAGCCGGUACCGGCCGAUCGAAGAGGCUCCUUCCGAUCUGACGUCCAUCCUAGGCAGCCGGCACUGUUACAACGCCCGUCCCAAUCCGAUCAUCCGGAGCCGUCUGCCGCUUUCCAAACGAGCAGGAACUCUGUGCCCGACGGUCCUAUGGGUAGGCGCCGUGGAUCUUCUGUUGCUAGCGGUGGUAGCGGAUCCUACUUGCAACGGCCAGGCAAGGGACAUGAGCUUCCGGGUCCUCCCCAGGACUUGCUGAGUGCUCGUAGAGGCUCUAUGGCUGGCUCGGUUGAAAGUCCCAUCUCCCCCAGGAACUUCUCGCCUUCCGGCUUGCAACAUGGUCCUCGGAUGCACGGCAACCAGCAGUGGCAACCUCGACCAUCUCCCGGAACCAACCAUGCCACCCUACACUCAGCUGGCCCUCAGACAGACGGAAGACCAGCUGCGCCGCCACCGAUGGCACGAUUGGAGGAGGAUCUCGAGAUGCAGAAGAAGGUCAUGCGUGAGAAACGCGAAUUAGCAAUGCAAAGGCGACGCGAAGAGGAGGCUCGUGAGGAAGCUGCGAGGAAAGCGCGCAUCGCGGCUAAGUUGGAAGCCAUGGGGCCAGCUCCGGAACGUAAAAGUGACAAGAAGGAGGCUUCGCCAGAGAGUUCCAACGCGGCCCCGGCACAGGCACAAUCUCGACAAGAUGGUUCUACUAACCAGGAAGCCGGUCAACAGCCGCCUGCCGCGAGUCCCGAUACAUCGGCUGUCCCGUCAACUCCAGCCAACGCUAAGGACAAGCCCUACGGCGAAAGGCCCGUUACCGCAGGCGGAGAACAUGCGAGACGACCAAGUGGCUCGGAGGCAAGGCAGCCCAACUCAUGGGUUGCACCUACGCCUCAACAAGAACGGCUUCCGACUUGGGGCGCGGCUGCGGCUGGCCCUCAGGCUCCUCGUAACGUCUGGGGAUCGCCUAACAAUGAUCGCGGACUGGGCAAUGGCACCUUUAAUACCGACUUGGGUCGUCUGCCAGAGCCUCAAGCAGCAGGAAAGGGCCCGGCACCCAUCGCACCCCCCAGCUCGCAGCGAGCGCAGGUUCAGAUUCCACCAGUCCCCCAGGGUCGUCCCACUACGGGCAAUGCUCGCGAAGUGAAUGAGAUGAGAAAUAGAUGGGCUCACUCGGUUCUAGAAGGGGACAAGAUCGUACUCGACGAGAAGAGGUCGCAGCGCCUCGAGCGUGAUCGAAGUUUGGUGGAGCGCGGGCUCACUAUUGAACAAGCUCAAGCCACGAUUAAAGAUACUUGGCGCCCAUCUGGAGACGGAAGACGCGAUCCUGCACACGUUAUUCACCACGAUGCUGCUCGCGCUGCUGGCUCUGCUGACCACUCAUCUGUACUGCCUCCUACAGGACCGUCAGCCGCCACUCAGUCACGAAGUUCCUCCAGAUUCUUCCCUCCCAAGGACAACAGACAUGAUUCCUCGGCUUCUCAUGCAGAACCGUCGAGGCCUAACUCACCUUCUCCGCCGCCCCCGGAUAUGCUUGGCCACCCGGCCUUCGAUGGAGACGCCAUGCACCCUCACGUAUCUCUUCCCCGGCCGCAUCCCGUUGUCAAGUUACCACCUUCAGCUGCGGCGGCGCAGUCAGCGGCACCGAGAGCCACGGGGCCAUUUGCUUGGGCAACGCCAGCCGGCUACAAAGAUGUUCCGGGAGCUCAUGAUCGCGGACCUUACCAGCAGAACCACGUGUCCCAGCGAUCGCAAGAUUCAGCAGGAAACGAAAAUUGGCAAGAUAGGAUCAACAACCUACUCACGGGACGAAAGCCAAACUCUCCGCCAAAGGCACCCGGUGUCGAGCCUGUCACUAAAAGUGCUCUCGACUAUUCUGGUCACUACAACCCGGCUACCGUCUCUCUACCUCGCUCAGCUACCCAGAACUUGUCAGACGAUGUGAAGUCUUUCACUACAAAGCCACCGGCUGAGGAAUGCUUCGAGGAGCAGGAAAUGGGGUCGCUUCCACGCAUUCAUCUUCCCCAUAAGACCCCGGAGGCUGCAUGGCAACCUGCUGCCGCCCCCAUCAAGCCUCUGCCGAGGCGCUUCUGGGUUUCCGAUAUUGAGACUGUUCGCUCCUUAUGGUUCCCCCAUGAGAUGUCGACUAGCGGCAGUGUUUACCGCAUUCUUCUUCCCGGUAUGGGUGAUGCCAGGACUGUUCCGCUUCCUUUCUCUCGAUCAGGAAGCAAUCCGCGACGGUCCAGCGGGCGCGGUGGUGGGCAGCGCGGAUCGGGCCCGAAUCAUCGUGGCGGCAAGGGACGGGAGCCUUCGUACUCUGGUGAAGCAAGCAGUUCGACACCUCCCCCCAGCCGAGGAGGUCGCGGUGGCUACCGCGGACGCGGGUCCGAGAACUGGUCCCGCAGGACUACGCCCACGCAGGCAGCCUAG
Colletotrichum fioriniae is the source of this 3624-nucleotide messenger RNA. Lineage: Eukaryota; Fungi; Ascomycota; Sordariomycetes; Glomerellales; Glomerellaceae. The record is from RefSeq and is a predicted model, not a curated record.